AUGAAAGGCUCUGCUGAUUAUAUUCUGCUUGGGCUGAGUGCCUCAAGCUUAGCCCUUGCUGGAGUUGUGCAAAGAGAUACCAUUAGCUUCCACGGACCUCUAGAUGUGACUGCUGGGUCAUUGCAUAACAUCCAUGUGGAGUUCAGUGACGAUUUCGAAGGUCCCCUCCAACUCGUAUAUGGCGACUGCAGCACACAGUAUCCAAGUGAAGGACACCAUGAGGUUGUCAGUUUGUUUGUGAAACGUGAGGCCCAGCCAAGUCGAUUUGUCUGGGUAACUCCUUCUGAUGCACCACACGAGCACUGUCUUCAUGCCUUCUCCGGAACAUCCUUGAUUGGUCGCUCUUUGCCUAUCACCGUGUCCUCAAAAAAGGCGAAACGUGAAAGUAUCGCCGAUGUGGCCGAUAUGGAGGGUCCCUGGUUUGACGGUGUUGCAUAUAUGAAGUCAAAGAAGAACAGCGACGCCUUUAUCACCAAGGCAAAGAGUACAUCUGUUGCCAUCCUUGGUGGCGGUAUGUCCGGAUUGAUGACAAGUUUGCUACUUGAAUCUGUCGGUAUACACGACUGGCAUAUCUAUGAAUCCUCAGAGCGAGUCGGUGGCCGCAUUCGCACUAAAUACCUCAACCACACUCGUCCAGAUCAGUAUCAAUACCAGGAGAUGGGACCCAUGCGUUUCCCUGUCAGUAUCACCUACCCCGAGACAAAUGAGACACUCGAAAUCAUGGAUCACCGCAUGGUCUUUCAGCUCGCAGGUGUUCUCAACGAAAUGAAUGCCGAAAGCCCCGAGCUUCAGGUCAACUUCAUUCCCUGGAUUGAGAACGGUGAAAACCUCCCUGCAGACUCGGGAGGUGUUCGACUCCCCGAUGGUCGAAUCCCCACAGUUGCUGAAGUAGCAGCAAACGCAUCUCUAGUCUACACAGCCGCCUCCUCUAACGCAACAGCUGUUGCAGAUGCGGAAGCCGCUUAUGAUGAUUACACAACACUUGACACCAAAGCUACAUUCCGGGAUAUUGCAACAAAUAUGUACAAGGCUCACAAAAAGGCUGUCGAAGAUGGCAUGUUCCACUGGUCUGAAGCUGGAUAUUUACGAUAUGCCCUCGGAUACAACGCGAACAUCACCGAUUAUGUCGCCGGUACAACAGACUUUCCAAUUUGGGGAGACUUCUACGACGAUGUCUAUUUCUCAGCAACAAAGUGGCGCACUAUCGAUAAAGGACUCGAGUCGCUUCCGCGUGCUUUCUUCCCCCAUGUCGCAGAGAAGUUGACUCUCAACCGCACCAUAUCCGGGCUGGUCUAUAAUGAGGAAUCAGGCAAAAUCUCCGUGGCGUGGCGCGAUGAUCCUCUAAAGAUGAAGCCCAUUACUAAGGAGUUUGACUACGCUGUAGUCGCAGUCCCAUUCAGCAAAGUCAGACUAUGGGAACUCCCACGCUACUCCUCCCUGCUCAGCCGAGCAAUCUCAACCCUCAACUACGACCCAGCAUGCAAAAUGGCCCUUCUUUACGAGUCCCGAUUCUGGGAACACAUGGAGAAUCCCAUCUUUGGCGGCUGUGGAUCGGUAGACGUUUCCGGCGUCGGAAGUGUUUGCUACCCUUCCUAUAACAUUAAUGGAACCGGACCUGGCGUUAUCCUGGCAUCUUAUAUUUCUAAUACCGAGGCUCGCUCUGUUGCUGCUCUUAGUCCCGAAGAGCACGUUUCUCUUGUUCAGCGCGCUAUGGUUGAGGUCCAUGGUCAGAUUGCGGCGGAUCAGUUUACCGGGAUUUAUGAUCGACAGUGCUGGGAAUUCGAUCAGCACAACGCCGGUGCUUGGUGUGAUCCGCUUGUUGGUCAGCAGGAGCUUUACCUUCCAGCUUAUUACCAGACGGAGAUGAAGACCAUCUUUAUUGGUGAGCAUACUAGUUACACGCAUGCUUGGAUCUUCUCCGCUUUGGACUCGGCGGUUCGGGGUACUACUCAGCUGUUGCUUGAUCUCGGAUUGGUGGAUGAGGCUAAAACUGUCGUGGAUACUUGGAUGGGCCGGUGGAUCACUCUGUGA
Molecule: messenger RNA, 2031 nt
Organism: Penicillium odoratum
Lineage: Eukaryota; Fungi; Ascomycota; Eurotiomycetes; Eurotiales; Aspergillaceae
Product: flavin monoamine oxidase family protein
Exons: 1
Coding region: 1-2031 (676 amino acids)
Biological process (GO): amino acid catabolic process
Molecular function (GO): L-amino-acid oxidase activity; polyamine oxidase activity
Source: RefSeq, a predicted model, not a curated record